AUGCACAGUCAUGAAGAGGAAAUGCUGUUGGUUCUAAUAGCUGGAGUAUUUCUAAUAGGAGUUCUAGGGAAUGGAUUCAUGGCACUGGUGAACUGUAUUGACUGGGCCAAGAGAAAGAAAUUAUCAGCAGUUGAUCUCAUCCUGGUUGUCCUGGCCAUCUCCAGAAUUAGUCUGUUGUGCACAAUGAAAUGGAAGAGCUUUCUAAUCACUUUUUUUCAGAAUGGAUUCAUUGAGGAUCAAAGGAUUGUGGAUUUCUUAUGGGCAACUUCCCACAUUUCAAGUAUUUGGUUUGCCACUUCCCUUAGCAUUUUCUACUUCCUAAGGAUUGCCAACUUCUCCCAUCCCUUCUUCUUCUGGUUGAAAUGGAGAAUCAAGCAAGUGAUCUGCACAUUUCUGGUGGGGCCCCUUUUCUUCUCCUUGAUCAGCGAAUUUCUACUAUUGGAGAAAAUGUACUACAAUAGAAGCCUUAACAGUAGAGAAAAUGAGAGAAAUGAAUCUCAAGAGGUCCAAGUGAAUAAAAAGCAAUACUUUAUUACACAGAUUGGAAUAAACUUUCUAAAUAUUCCUCCCUUCUUUCUGUCUAUUGUAUCCUGUUUCCUACUAAUCCUCUCCUUGUGGAAGCACACCCAGAGAAUGCAGCCCAAGGUCAAUGCCUCCAGAGACCCCAGUACAAUGGCCCACAUUCGAGCCAUGAAAGCCACACUCUCAUUUCUCAUUCUCUUGAUACUCUAUUAUAUAGGCCUCUACAUCACUUUCAAAAACUUCUCAAGAUUAAGCUCCAUUUUCGGUGUUGUAAUAAUGGCCUUUUAUCCCUCAGGACACACAUUGAUACUUAUUUUAUGGAAUAGCAAACUGAGACUCACUGCCCUAUUGGUGUGGGGGCAAAUGAAAUGCUAUCUAAGAAGCAUCCUGGGAAGAUGGUAG
Messenger RNA from Antechinus flavipes (yellow-footed antechinus), 924 nucleotides. Its product is annotated as taste receptor type 2 member 7-like. Gene Ontology annotation, biological process: sensory perception of taste; G protein-coupled receptor signaling pathway; detection of chemical stimulus involved in sensory perception of bitter taste. Lineage: Eukaryota; Metazoa; Chordata; Mammalia; Dasyuromorphia; Dasyuridae. Gene Ontology annotation, cellular component: membrane. Gene Ontology annotation, molecular function: G protein-coupled receptor activity; bitter taste receptor activity. The coding region runs from base 1 to 924 and encodes 307 amino acids. The record is from RefSeq and is a predicted model, not a curated record. The transcript has a single exon.